AUACUUUUACCGGCUUCCGCGUAAAUGAAAUGUUACUGUAAUGAAAUGAAAUGUAAUGUAACUGUCCAUUCAAUUGUUGACAAUGGACUCUUUGCAAAUGUAACUUUUUGAAUAUGACUGAAGUUAUUCACUGCUAAUCCAGAUUACUCACAUUAUCAGGCCAGUCAUCAAAAUGACUAGAUUCGGGUGACCAAAGCGUUUCGUUCCAAAAGUACCGUCAUGCAAAAAUACAUGAGUUGGCGGUAGAGUAGCCUAGGCUAUAGAAACGUUUAAUGAGCGAUAUUUUAUGUAGUGAAGUAGGCAUGUAGGGCAACGAUUUAUUCAGGCAAUCCAAAAUGUUCUGUUUGCACUAAGGUAUACCGGGCUAGAAUUCACCACGGUCCCGACUAUUUCUUUACAGUCCCAACAACUGAUUCUUGACUGCUGCUGUCGUACUCUGGUCGUAAAUCAAGGGAAAGUGUUGGCUACAGUGCUACUCCCAUUGGCCAGCUGAUGAUUGCAUUCGAGCCGCCAGUUAUUGUUGAGUCAGGAUAACCUGGAAAAUCAACCUAUUGAAAUACACACCAGUGAUAAAUGAUAGGCUAGUUGUACGUCAGUUUCAUAUUCAGAAGUCGUGUGGUAAUUCUACUGUGGUCUAAUACUCAAGAGCAGGCUUUCCAAUGGUGAAAUGACACAGCUAGCCAUUUAGCCAAUGCUACGCUAGGUCAUAGGUUUUGCUGUUUUGUCAACGCUAUCAAAGAUAAAUGUAGUGAUAUGAUCAGAAUAUCUACGCACCGACAUAUCUAGGAACAUAUAGAAACUGCAUUGUUCUCAGACGAAGGAUGCAUUUGGCAGAUUUCAUUGCCGGCUCCGUUGGAGGGGCCUUUGGGGUAGCUGUGGGCUAUCCAUUGGAUACGGUGAAGGUGAGAGUGCAGACACAACAGAGAUUCACAGGUGUCUGGCAUUGUAUCCUGUCCACCUGUAAAGAAGAAGGGAUCAGGGGCUUUUACAAAGGCAUGUCUAUGCCUGUUACCACGGUGUCCGUGAGCUCCUCGGUGGUUUUUGGUGUCUACAGAAACGUUCUACAGUGCCUGUGUCAGCUGCGAUAUGGCAGUCAAGAGGCACCCCCGGCCAAACUCGACAUCUUCCUGUCUGGGCUGGCCGGUGGCGUUGCUCAGGUAUCAGUGAUGGCUCCAGCUGACAUCGUAAAAGUACGACUUCAGUGUCAGACAGAACCAUACAAGGUCACAGACAAACAAUACAAGCCCAAGUACCGUGGACCCAUUCACUGCCUUUUCACCAUUGCCCGUGAGGAAGGUGUAUUGGGGCUCUACAAAGGAGCUGGAGCUCUGGCUCUACGUGAUGGGCCUUCCUUCGCCACCUAUUUCCUCACCUACAACACAAUCUGUGGUUGGUUGACUCCUGAGAAUCAGAGCCAACCAGAGUGGAAGGUGGUGCUGUUUGCUGGCGGGGUAUCAGGGAUGUGUGGCUGGUGCUUUGGGACCCCGAUGGACGUGAUCAAGGCUCGUCUGCAGAUGGACGGCAUGGGAGAGAGGAGAUACAGAGGCUUUUUCCACUGCAUCACGGUUAGCCUUCGUACCGAGGGACCAGGGGUCCUCUUCAAAGGCCUUGGGCUCAACUGUAUACGUGCCUUCCCUGUGAACAUGUCGGUGUUUGGUAUGUAUGAGCUGGUGGUGCACUUCUUACGCCCAGUCUCUUAAAAUGGCAGCAUCUUUAGGUGUAGUGUCAGGAAGUAAUAGUCCACUAGGUAUUUGGCUCUGCAUAUGCACUGCAGCAGAUUACUAGCCAAUUUUACUUUCAAGACUUCCUUCCUGCCUCGAAGAAUGAACUGUUUGGCAAUUCCAAGAAGGUGAUACAAAAUAAUGGACCUGGACUACCUCUCACCUUUAUGUGCCUAUAGCAAUAACAAUAACUGUAUGGGUAGUGGAUAUGGAUGCACCGAUAUAUAUCGGCCAAUAUUGGUGUUAUUUUAUACAUCGGUAUCAAUAUUGGCCCAGAAUUUCACAGUUGGUAUGUCCCUAGUAGUGGAGACUUUGCAGUGACUACCUCAUCAUACAAUUUCAAAUUUUUCUUAUUUUGUUUUAAUAUAUAGAAAAGAAAGGAUUAAUAAAGUUCUCAUUUUAAGUUUAUUUAACAUGAUUUCAUUCACUGUGAUUUUGAAUGCUCUGACACAUCAUUGUAUCAUGUUUUAUUAGUCUGCCUGCUGAUGUUUGAUGACCUCAGUGUGCUGCUAUAUCAUUAUCAUUCAUACUUGAUGUAACAUGAAUAUAUCUUGAACUGUACUUUAAUUUAAUUGCAGAAUGGUCCUCUAUACUGCACUGCAAUGGUUCUCAACUGGUAUGCCGUGAGGCAACACAGAUUCUUAAAGAAGCACUAUGCAGGUCUGGUUAUUCCUUUGCUGUUUCUGGGUUUUCGCCGGAUUUGGGGUCGCAUUUUUCACUACACAGCUCCCUCUGCAGCUU
Molecule: messenger RNA, 2462 nt
Organism: Alosa sapidissima (American shad)
Lineage: Eukaryota; Metazoa; Chordata; Actinopteri; Clupeiformes; Clupeidae
Gene: slc25a47b
Product: solute carrier family 25 member 47b
Exons: 6
Coding region: 822-1700 (292 amino acids)
Biological process (GO): transmembrane transport
Cellular component (GO): mitochondrion
Molecular function (GO): transmembrane transporter activity
Source: RefSeq, a predicted model, not a curated record